Messenger RNA from Boleophthalmus pectinirostris (great blue-spotted mudskipper), 1676 nucleotides. RefSeq names its product hydroxycarboxylic acid receptor 2-like. Gene Ontology annotation, cellular component: membrane. Gene Ontology annotation, biological process: G protein-coupled receptor signaling pathway. The transcript is spliced from 2 exons. The record is from RefSeq and is a predicted model, not a curated record. The coding region runs from base 93 to 1013 and encodes 306 amino acids. Gene Ontology annotation, molecular function: G protein-coupled receptor activity. Lineage: Eukaryota; Metazoa; Chordata; Actinopteri; Gobiiformes; Gobiidae.
AGUGGAGCCAGAGCGCAGAGCAGAGGACAGAGACGACACACCAGACACAACACACAAGACACAAGAGAAUUCAGACACUUCUGUGUUUCAAAAUGUCCAACGUCUCCAUGAGCGACGACUGCUACUACCCCAAGGGGACCUGGACCUGCUUCGUCUUUCUGGUCAUGAUCGUGACUGUCGGUCUUCCCGGGAAUAUUUUGGCCUUGUGGAUCUUCUGUUUCCGCAUGAAAAUCUGGAAAUCUCACACCAUUUUUCUGUUCAACUUAAUGCUCGCCGACUUCUUGCUUUUGGCUUGCGUCCCUUUCCGGAUCGACACACAUUUGCGAGAUGAGCACUGGAUUUACGGAGAAAUAUUUUGCAGGAUAAACCUCUUCAUGCUAGCCGUGAACCGCUCAGCCAGCAUUGCGUUCAUGACUGUUGUGGCCCUAAAUCGCUAUUUCAAAGUUCUCCACCCUAUGAAUUGCGUUAGCUUGAUGUCUUCACGCCACGCUGUCUGGCUGUCCCCUUUGAUAUGGUUGGUGGUCAUAAUCUGCCGAGUUCCGUUACUAACGACCGAUCUUUUACAACACCAAGGCAACCGAUCAAUGUGUCGAAGUUUUGGCUUCCCCCGACCACCACUGGCGAUAACUGUCCACUACAUUGCUUAUGUCAUCGAAUUCAUCCUUCCAUGGUUUGUGCUACUGUUUUGUUCAGCAAGAAUCAUUUGGUAUUUAAAAAGGCAGGAACAAAUUAUCCAGCAAAAGAAGUUUAAGAAAGCCAUACAGUCAGUUGCAGUGAUAAAUCUGGUGUUUACAGUUUGUUUUUUGCCCGCCAUCAUCACGGGAUUGGGCAGUUUGGUUUUAAAAAGGUUCAGACCACAAGACUGUGAAGUCAUCCGAAAGAUGUCAUUGGCGUUCAUGGUCUCUAUCGGAGUGACGUAUCUGAACAGCGCUCUGGACCCCGUCAUCUACACCUUCUCCAGCUCAAUGUUCAGGACUGCUCUCAGAAAUGUUUUUAAAGACGUGAAGAAAUGAAUUCUGGGUAAUCUGAGACUUAUUUGUUUGAAUAUGUUGCACCGUCUUUCUUUUUCAUGUCACUUCGAAAUAGAGAUUUCACUUCAACGUCAUCUGUUUCUCCACUCUUUCAGUGAAGGUGAGCGUGAUCGGACACAGCGCAGAGGACAUAGCCUAUCCGUUCAAAGUCACACAGACAGUGUUGUAAAGGCAGGACUGAACUGAAGUCAAACUGCUACUAUGUCGGCGUGAGCUUAUUCCCUGUGUUUUUAAAGUUUCAUUCAUGUUAAUUCACCAUUCACCAUAAAGUCAUUUAUUUCCCGGACAUGGUGUGUAUGUUUCUGGAAAUUGGAGUGUCAGUGGGGUUGGGAUAUGAUGUCAUAUGGACUGUGAAUGUAUAUGGGACAGAUAAGGGGUGUGUCUCCAACCUUUAGCAUAUGCCAGUCUGUGAUGGACACGUGUUGGGUCGAAACUGCUGUGUGUAUUUCCGUUGAAGAUGCUAACUCAACAGUUAUGCUAGUAUAAAAGGCACCCAGUUUUUCCGUGAAAACAUUGGGGGACGUCGACUGACAGCGUUGUCGAGGAAUGACCGACGCAUAGAGACGCCGCGUAGGCGAAUCAUGCAAAAUCAAUUUGAGACCUGUACCUGCCUGAACCAAUAAAGAGACAUGUCUGAGAACUGUU